Messenger RNA from Heterobilharzia americana, 2066 nucleotides. The record is from the annotation of a GenBank genome assembly. NCBI's taxonomy places the organism in Eukaryota, Metazoa, Platyhelminthes, Trematoda, Strigeidida, Schistosomatidae.
UUAUACAGGGCGCAAUAUACAGUCAUUGCGUUACAAUGGUAUAGGAGUUAUUCAUCUGAAGAAAGGAUGGCUUCUGAAGAGCUUAAUAAUUCAAUUGCAAGCCUUAUGGUUUUAAUUUUAAUAAUUAAAUUUGUAGAGAAAGCCAUCUGCAAGGCGUUCGAAGCCUGACAUGGCAGCCUUGGUAGAUCAGCAAAGAUUCUUCGAAUCCUUGUGGUCUAGGAAGCCAAUACUUCAAUUGGAUUCACUUGUGCCAGUAGUGACACUGCACUCAACAUCAUUCUCCUCUUCUGGUGAUUCAGAUAUUACACAAAGUAAUACAAACUCUGUCAUUAAAAUUGAUGAAGAUGAUGAUCUACCAUUAUCUACAUUUUUACCACUAAAAUCAAUUCCUUUAACGAACAAUAGUAAUAAUAAUAAUAAUAAUAGUAAUAAUAAUGAUCAUAGUAUGAAUCAUAAAGAUGAAAUUGUUCAUCCAUUAUGUCAGUGUACAAAACCUGCUGUUUUAGAUGAUCCAAGAUGGGAUGGACAAUUUUGUUCACCUGAAUGUUUAAUACGUGUUUGUCAUGAAGCAUUUAAUGUUUGGCUAGAAAAUCAUCAUUGUGUAAAAGAGGAUACUGUGAUUGAACAUUGAGAAGCCUGAUCAAAACAAGAACAAAGUCAACUCUACAUCUCUAGUAUUAUUAGUUCAGUUGAAUCUCAGUUUGUAUAUAGUAUAAAUAAUGUUUUGUAAUUGUUUUAAUCAGUGCUGUGUUAUAGUAUAUUUGAAAAAAAAACAAAUAAAUGCUGAUCAGUUUGUCAAGUUUAAAUAUAUAUAUGUACAAAUGUCUGUUUAUAUUGAUUGUUUGAAGAUGAAAAAAAGAAAGAAAUUUUUUGUUAAUUUCUUUUCUUUAUAAAAAUCUCUUGAAUUUCGUUAUUCUUUUCACUCUAUAGCAUAACAUACUUUUAUAUAUUUCAAGAAAAAACAAAACUGAGGUACAAGGAAGCAUAUUUAUUAUGACAUCUUGUACAAUAUUGAUAAAGUAUUGUACACAUCCUAUUGAAAUAGUCAUUUGUACAGUAUACCUCAUUUCCUCUUCUGCUUCUAUCUUGAUUUACUCUUAAUGCAUCCAUAUUGUUUCUUGCAUUCUUCUGGGCAGAAUAUUUACCAUUUUCUGGUAAUUGCCUAUGAUUUCUGCCGCCUCCUCUACAUAUGCUACUUAUAUCCACUCUUGUCAGUAGCACCUACUGCACUAUGAUUGUGUGAAAUUGAAAAAGAAUUAUAUAAUUCAAACAUGCAAAGUAGAUCCAUAUGCUGAACUAUGAACCGAAUGUAUUGUCUGAAGGCUUGUAAUACUACUAAUCAGUUGGUGAAGUCAAAGUAAGGUAAAGGGAUAUUUGAACCGCUUAUCCAUUGCUUGAAAAUCGGAUACUUAAUCCAAUGAUCCACCAUCUGUUCUAUGAAGAAUUUCAGAUAAUUAGCACAAGUUAAUACAAUGAAGAGAAAAGUUUCUUUCUAGAAAGUCAUUUUCAUCAACAAAGUUCUAGAAGGAGGUGGUUAUGUAGGCCUCACAAUGCACAAUCUUUCCAAAUCCAUCUAGGAGGACUAUCCUGCUUGGAUGUUCACAGGAGGAAUGCAGGUCAAGAAACAACUCCGUCCUAAGCAAUUUAAUCUAUCCUAGUAACAUCACUUGCCUACAGUCUUCUUUCAAAUCCUGUACAAACUCAAAGCAAAUAACUCACCACUUGUGUGUAUAAUAGAGGAGCUGGCAACGUAACAAUCAAAGCCUGGGCUCUGUGUGCACAGAAGAGUUAUACACACAUUCUUAUUUCACCAUGGUCUUUGAUUUUCCUCAUUGUUUCAAUAUUCAUCUCACCCUUAUUGACUGAUUAUUGUUAUUAUUUUCACUUAAUGGGUUACUUUUCUACAUCAAUAAUCGGUUAGUUCCGAUUUCUCAUUUUAGUUCUCGCAAUAUUUUUAUCAUCCUAAUAAUUACCGUCAUCAGUGUUAUUACUUUCUAGCAUAUUAGUUAUCACCAUAAUCGACUGAAUACUUUUCCCUGUAUAAUCUCUUCCUAAGUGUAGAAAUG